Molecule: messenger RNA, 2175 nt
Organism: Letharia columbiana
Lineage: Eukaryota; Fungi; Ascomycota; Lecanoromycetes; Lecanorales; Parmeliaceae
Exons: 1
Coding region: 1-2175 (724 amino acids)
Biological process (GO): maturation of SSU-rRNA from tricistronic rRNA transcript (SSU-rRNA, 5.8S rRNA, LSU-rRNA)
Cellular component (GO): nucleolus; small-subunit processome
Molecular function (GO): U3 snoRNA binding; rRNA binding
Source: RefSeq, a predicted model, not a curated record
AUGGCACUUUCUUCCGGCAACCGGUCAAAACCUCGUUGGGGAAGCGAAAGUCAACGUGGAGGAGAUAGAAGUCGCGCUUUUCGAGGUCGCGGAAGGGGUAGAGGCAGCGAUGGUCAUGCAGCAAGAGCAGGGAGGAAGAAUGCUUUCUAUUCAACACGGGUCGAAGAACAGAUUGGAGACGUUCCUGAAAAUGACGUGGAGAGCUUUGAAGAUGGGUCAGAAGAGCUUGAGAUGGUUUCCAAAUCUUCGAGUGACAGCGACAAUGAAGAUGUUCCGAAGGACGUCGUCAAACCAUACAGCGCACUUCUACAAUCCCUGAGCACGGAUAGCGAGCCACCGCGAAAAAGACGCAAGGUCGAGAAGGUUGAAGUCUCUCUGGAGACUGAAGUACCAGAGAACGCACUAGAUCGAGUUGAUGAGCCCGAAGAUGCCGAGGACCUUGGUGUUGAUGGCGCUGAGGAAUCAAAUGAUCUCGAAGACGACUAUGAUCCUUUCCUAAAGCACUUUGCACAAAAUGAGGAUACAGAACUGUCCCAGGAAAUCCAGGAUGUCAAAAAUGAUACUUGGGCAACCAGGAUGUCUGACUCGACGCUUGAAGGAGGCUAUUUUUUGAAAGUUCCCCAGGUCUCAAGUUCAGCCCUUGCCCACGGCUCGAGCAUUGUCUCAGAUACAGACGAUCUUCAGCUGAAGCAAAAGCUACAGGGGCCGGCGAAGAAAUUAUUGCCAUCUCUUGAUAGAGUGACUGGGAGACUUGCGUCGUCUAUCUUCAACUAUAGAGAUGUGCUCUUUCCCCAAAGGACUUUGAAGAAUGCGGAGACGUUGCGAAAGCUGACAUGUCUGCAUGUAUUGAAUCACGUCUUCAAGACACGUGAUAAAGUAAUCAAAGAUAAUGCGCGUCUUGCGAAGGAAGAUAGGGAAGACAUAGAGUUCCGAGACCAAGGCUUCACCCGUCCCAAGGUGCUUGUGAUCUUACCCACGAGGAAUUCAUGUGUCAAGUAUAUUGAUACCAUAAUAUCAUUAUGUGAACCCGAACAGCAGGAGAACAGGAAAAGGUUCCAGGACUCCUAUGCUUCAGGGGACGAUCAUUUCUCUGAAGACAAGCCAGAAGACUUUCGGGAACUCUUCGCUGGCAACGACGACGACAUGUUUAGGCUGGGUCUGAAAUUCACUCGUAAGACGAUCAAAUUCUUCGCACAAUUCUACAACUCGGAUGUCAUCUUUGCCAGUCCACUAGGGCUGCGUAUGGCAAUUGGAGCAGAUGAUCCAAAAAAACAGGACCAUGACUUUCUCAGCUCCGUUGAAAUCGUGGUGGCUGAUCAGGCGGACGCGAUGCUAAUGCAAAAUUGGGAGCAUGUGGAGUACAUCUUUGAGCAUCUUAACCUUCAACCAAAGGAGGCCCACGGCUGUGACUUCAGCCGUGUGAGAGGUUGGUAUCUCGAUGGCCACGCCAAGUACCUCCGACAAACCAUCUUGUCCUCCAGCUUCAAUUUCCCGUCACUCAAUAGGCUCUUCAGUCAUCACAUGCUCAACGUUGCUGGGAAGAUGAAAUAUUUGAAGGAGGAGGACGGCGCCAUGAUUGACUUGGUUGUUUCUACGAGGCAGACCUUCUCGCGAUUGGAUGUCACGAGCCCUGUCACUGAACCAGAUGACCGAUUCAAAUACUUUAGCACUGCCAUCUUACCCUCCUUAAUAAAACACUCGAAGCAUGGUGCCGGAGCAGGCGAAGGAGUGCUGAUAUACCUUCCGUCUUAUGCCGACUUUGUACGGGUCCGCAACUAUCUGGCCAGCUCGUCAGAUACACAGGAUAUCUCAUUCGGCUCAAUCUCUGAGUAUACUACUGUCCGCGACGUUGCCCGAGCUCGUAGCCACUUCUUCUCCGGUAGGCACUCGGUACUGCUCUAUACUGAGCGAGCUCAUCAUUUCAGACGCUACCAUCUCAAAGGCGUCAAAAGAGUCAUCAUGUAUGGGCUGCCAGAGAAUCCAAUCUUCUACAAGGAAAUAGCUGGAUUAUAUUUGCAUUCUAGCAUUUCAUCGGCUAAGCUAAAUGCUCGAGAAACAAGUGUAAGGACUUUAUUCUCAAAACUAGAUAUACUCAAGCUGGAGCGAAUCGUUGGCACUGGAAGACUCUUACCAAUGCUCAGGGAAAAGGGAGGCGAUACCUUUGACUUUGUUUGA